GGCGAUAUUCGUGAGUUUCUUUUUCUACCAUUUUAGAUUCCGAAGCAAAAACUUCUUUCUUUCCCACACUCUUCACUUUCCCUUCAAUUUUCCCACUCAUUAUUUGUCAAAUUUCCGCUUCAAAUAUCUCAAAGAUUCUCGUUUUUUUCCCUCUCUCAUCUUAAUUCGUCGAUAACUCAAAACCGUACUCUUUCAACGGUUAUCCUUUUAGAAGCCGAUCGAAUCUGGUCUUAGUUAAGGUUUUUCUUUGGGGGGGGGGAUUGAAGGAAUGGCUGGGAAAGUCGUUGACGCUCUGUCCGCCAGUUUCUCCGAGUAUGACUUCAUUGAAGGUGAUGAUGAGCAACUUAGAACCGUGGUUUCAGCUUCGAAUCUGAGAAUUCCAAGGAUUGACCCUUCAGUAUUGAAACUUAGGCAUAGAAUUGGGAGGGGGCCUUUUGGCGAUGUUUGGUUAGCAACUUAUCAUCGUUCGACUAACGAAUAUGAUCAUCAGUACCAUGAAGUUGCCAUCAAGAUGCUCUAUCCAGUUAAGCAGGAUGAUAUGAGGACUUUGCUGGAUAAGUUUGAUGAUUUAUAUUCCAAGUGCCAAGGUGUGAAUAAUAUUUGUUCUUUUCAGGGAAUUUCUAUUAUAGGUGGAAAGAUAUGUAUUGUUAUGAAAUUUUAUGAGGGAUCCAUUGGUGAUAAAAUGACUCGCCGUAAGGGAGGAAAGCUUCCGUUGCCUAACAUUUUGAGGUAUGGGAUCAAUUUAGCGCAAGGGAUUUUGGAACUGCACUCACAAGGGAUUUUGGUUCUGAACCUUAAACCUUUUAACUUUCUUCUUAAUGAAACUGACCAAGCUGUUCUAGGGGAUAUUGGUAUUCCAUAUCUACUACUAGGAAUUCGAUUGCCCAGCUCAGAUAUGACACACAGGCUUGGAACCCCCAAUUACAUGGCUCCAGAACAGUGGCAACCAGAAAUAAGAGGUCCAAUAUCAUUUGAGACUGAUUCAUGGGGAUUCGCAUGCAGCAUUGUGGAGAUGCUCACUGGUAUUGUUCCUUGGCAUGGGAAAUCAGCUGAUGAAAUUUAUGACCUGGUUGUCAGAAAACAGGAGAAACCACUUAUUCCUAGUGGUCUUCCCCCUGCAGUUGAGAAAGUUCUUCUUGGCUGCUUCGAGUAUGACUUCAGAAGCCGCCCUUUAAUGAAAGACAUAUUGCAUGUGUUUAAAAGCUCAGAGAAUGGAGGUGAAGAUGAUGGGCGUUGGACAGAUCUUGGGAGCACAAUCGUAUCAGACAGAAAACAUAGCACCACUGGCUACACAGAGUGGUUUCUUUCAAAGGAUCAUUUGCUAGUGGGUGACACAGUGCGUUCCAGAAAGCCAUCUAACUCCUGCAAACCUGAAAAUAUGGAUGUCCCAGAAGGAAAUGUGGUGGGUGUAGAAUAUAGCACCGAUCGAGAUGGUUUUGUUUUGGUGAAGGUUCAUGGCAUUCACGACCCGUUAAGAGUUAAUGUUUCGACACUGGAGAGGGUUACUUUUGGCUUAGCAGCUGGGGACUGGGUACGUUUGAAGGAGGAAGACAAAAGGCACUCGCCAGUGGGUAUUCUUCAUUCCAUUGACCGUGAUGGAAAUGUUGCUGUUGGGUUCAUAGGAUUAGAAACUCUUUGGAAGGGAAGUUCUUCACAAUUUCAGAUGGCGGAAACUUGCUGCAUUGGUCAGUUUGUUAAGCUGAAAUCUAAUGUGCUUAGUCCGCGCUUUGCUUGGCCUCGCAAAGGAGGAGGUAUGUGGGCUACUGGGAAAAUUUGCUGGAUCCUACCAAACGGAUGCCUUGUUGUCAAGUUCCCAGGUAGAUUAACUUUCGGAGAGGAACUCGGUGAUUUUUUGGCUGAUCCAGCUGAAGUGGAAGUGGUUUCCUUUAAGAAUUGUCCAGGAGUGGUGAAAAAGUAUCAACAUCUCGAGGAUUUUCACUGGGCUGUGAGGCCACUCCUGAUUGCAUUGGGUCUAUUUACAGCAAUGAAGAUGGGAUCAUUUGUUGGAAAGAGAAUUGGGAGGUCAAAAGCGAAGCGACUGAGCAGUGUGAUUCAUAAUGAUGUCCAACAUAUGGAUCAUGCAGGCAGUGGCAACCCAGCAUGGCUUCCACCUCCCGUGGCAAAUAUUCUUUUUGGGGAAGGUGCUGCUCGAUAGUUUCCUGGUCCACUCCAUAUACCCAAGAAGCAUCUUCUAACUCUGUUGAUUUACAGUAGGAAACUGUUACAACUAUAAUUGGUUAUUUACUUCAAACUUCUUAUUGUAAACAUCUCAAUCAUCUAUAAUCAUAUUUUAGUGCAUAGUCUCUUUGUUCUGCACA
Messenger RNA from Gossypium raimondii (Peruvian cotton), 2318 nucleotides. RefSeq names its product E3 ubiquitin-protein ligase KEG. The coding region runs from base 269 to 2155 and encodes 628 amino acids. The record is from RefSeq and is a predicted model, not a curated record. The transcript is spliced from 5 exons. NCBI's taxonomy places the organism in Eukaryota, Viridiplantae, Streptophyta, Magnoliopsida, Malvales, Malvaceae. Gene Ontology annotation, biological process: protein phosphorylation. Gene Ontology annotation, molecular function: ATP binding; protein kinase activity.